UGUUCAGAAUGCGAAUACACAACACAAAGAAGAAAACAUUUUGAAAGACAUGAGUGGUGCCAUGCAGUCGACUAUCCUUUCAAAUGUGAAUAUUGUAGUUUCUCGUCAAAUACAGAAAUCGCAGUUAAAAGACAUGUAGCUUCAUUUCAC
Molecule: messenger RNA, 150 nt
Organism: Helobdella robusta
Lineage: Eukaryota; Metazoa; Annelida; Clitellata; Rhynchobdellida; Glossiphoniidae
Exons: 1
Source: RefSeq, a predicted model, not a curated record